This is a messenger RNA of Emericellopsis cladophorae, 507 nucleotides long. RefSeq lists its product as uncharacterized. The record is from RefSeq and is a predicted model, not a curated record. The coding region runs from base 1 to 507 and encodes 168 amino acids. The transcript has a single exon. NCBI's taxonomy places the organism in Eukaryota, Fungi, Ascomycota, Sordariomycetes, Hypocreales, Bionectriaceae.
AUGCUUCCCUCUUCCACGAAAAAUAUGCCGACCGAAAAGAGGGCCACGGCACCCAACUCCAACGUCGAGCAGGACACCCCCAAGAUGGUGGUGCAGCAGCAGUUCAACCAACCCAAUCAGGGUCGCCGCCUCAGAGUUACAAAGCAAGCGCUCGGCCAGCAGCGCGUCUCGAAGCACACCAAGAGCCGGUUCGCGCUGCAGUCCGCCAAGACGGGACCACCGUCGAUGCCUCAAUCAGAGCUCCAUCACUUCAAGCCCGCUACGUCUCACCUAAACGUUCACAACGAAGUCGAGGUAUGCGAUGUCUUCGCUGCGGUUCUGAUCGUCAUGGCGAUUGUCUUUAUCGGAAUCAUGCUGAAAGGCUGGUGGAACAAGUGGAUUGGCCGACGCGGCGGGGACGUGGAGCAGGCUAUUCCUAUGAGGACCAGGAACAAGUCGAGAAGCAGGGAGCCGGAGGCUCCGGAUAACGAGUACUAUGGUACCUACAACGACUUGUCUGAUUAUUAA